Molecule: messenger RNA, 4539 nt
Organism: Sycon ciliatum
Lineage: Eukaryota; Metazoa; Porifera; Calcarea; Leucosolenida; Sycettidae
Exons: 1
Coding region: 133-3813 (1226 amino acids)
Biological process (GO): negative regulation of TORC2 signaling; intracellular signal transduction; negative regulation of TORC1 signaling
Source: RefSeq, a predicted model, not a curated record
UUCCUCGAGCUUGAGAGAUUUGCUCGUACAUGUAUAUGCAUCUUGUGAAUAAGCCAGGUCAUUGUACAAUUGUGGUUGUCCGAGUCGAGUCGUUGCGGCGGCUGCUGCUGGCCAGAUGUCCGCGAAAGCCAAAUGUCGACAUGUCCUCGGCAAGCAGCUGAUAGUCGUUACACCAUGGUCUCCUCGGAGAAUGACUUCUUAUCUCCGGAUGCUGACCUGAGAUCUAUGGACAGUGGUGAAGUAGGUGACUCAGGCUUCUAUGCACUGCUCCAGGCUAAUCCAGGCCAGGCUGCAGAGUUUUUUUACCUACAGCUGCGCCGUACAGACCUUGUCAGGCAGCACCGGCAAAAGCUGCGCAAGUACAGUAACUGCUUCUGCUCGUCUGAAAUCCUGUCAUGGCUUGUAUCUACCGGACACUUGCGGACACGUGCCGAAGCAUUGGCGGCAAUGAAGCAGCUGCACAGUCAAGGUUACAUUUCUGCCGUUGCUGAUGACAACAAAGACUUUGAAGAUGACGACUUGCUCUACCAUGUUUGGGCCCCUUCACAAGGAAAGGGUAAAGAAGAGUCCGGCAUGAAUCUGAGCAAGAUAAAGCGGCAACUAUCAUUCCUCAAGAAGGAGUCAGGUUCAAUUCGGCUGCGAAACAGUGUGGGCAGAUUACCGCAGUGGUGUUGCGUCACCGCACUCAACCCAGACACCAAAACCUCGGACCCAGCACUUCAUCGUACAGCGGCAAUUUACUUCUGCUAUUGGCUGCAUCGCGAGCUUCAUGCAAUGAAGAUGAUCCGCAGUCGACGCUGGGGCUUAGACAGUACGGUGUAUCCAGUUUGCUUCAUUGCCAAAGAAGUGGUGUCGCUUCUAGUCAAUUCCAAGUGUACCGAUACUCGCGCAGGUGCUGUGGCAGCCAUGGAGACCCUGCGUGAUUACAAUCUCGUGCACCAUGUUGUCAAGGAGCACCACUUCAAGGAUGAAUUCCUCUUCUUCCGAUUUAAGUGUGACAGUCCGUCUCGAAAGCAGAGCGAGAUCAACCCUGAGCUUGACUCUCUCAACUUCCUGAGGGCACAGAACAUCUCCGUAGCAAAUGCACUGUGUACGUAUGAAGUUCAGGCGCAUAUCGGUGCACAGCUGCUUGCACUUGCCAAUCAGCACUGCAAACCAGUAGAUAACGCUGGCAACAGUUGCUACUAUGACAAGAAUGAACUUGUCAAGGCAUACCUCGAGCAAAGUGGUGACGAGAAGCCAGCAUUGGUACCACGAGCCCUGGAGCGCCUUCGUAAAUAUGGCCUCGUUGACAUUCUGGAGCCAUCUCCUGGCAAUGAUGGAAUUGAUGUUUGCACGUUGCAGUUCACAAGGAAAUGUAACCUGCAGCUACGGAAAUCAGCAGGCAGCAAUAGCACUGAUGGCUCAUCACAGGAUGAUUCGUACCUUGAUUUUAGCAUGGAUGGCGAUGAUAGAUGGUGCUUACUCUUCGACAUGGUCACGGUCUCUGCACGUAUUUUCGCCACUUGCUAUGCCGCCGGCUUAGCGGAAUCAGUCCAAGAAGCAGAGGGCACAAUUGCGUUUAAGGCAGUGAACAUCGUUCAGUGCCUGGUAGCCACGGACAAGCUCGGGGACAUGAGCCGCACUGAAGCUAUUGGCAUCAUGCACUACCUAUACCAGUACGGCUUGGUGAUAUCGCAAAACGAUCUCAACAUCGUUGCAGACUUCGCUGAUGAUGACACUCUCUAUACAUUCCGAGCGGACGCUGAGGCCAGGUCGUGUGGCAUUGCUGGAGAGUCUGGGCCAAACAGCCUCGGUGAAGACUACGAUCCACGGAGCUUGUCUAGAAGAAGCUCGGUCACCCCCGCAGCACGUCGGAUGUCUGAUGUUACCACCUGUAUCGUGGAUCUUCCCCGCCUCAUACCGCUGCCAGGUAAUGCCAACACUAAUCUACAGCGAAGUGAAAUCGUCACCCUUGCCAAUGCUCUUCACCUCAAAUGGAAGGCUGACAAGAUUGUUAAGGACCGCCGCUACAAGUUCCGUGUCUACCCACAGUGUUUCAUCGGCAAAGAUGUUGUCGACUGGCUUAUCAAUGAGGGUUAUGCUUCCAAUCGUUUGGAGGGCUUGGCUAUAAUGCGCUCUAUGGAAAAAGAGCAAUUAGUGGGCCACGUGUGCACUGAUCAUCCGUUCCGGGACGAAAUGCUUUUCUAUCGUUUCUCUGGUGAAGCUGCUGGUCGUCGAAGUAGUGGCACUUUCUCAGAGAGCAUCAGCCCUGGAAUCAGUGUGGGAGUGAAUGCCUGUCGGUCAUUGCUGCGCCGCACCGCCUCCAGUGCAAGCAUGUUCUCCAAUGAGAGUGUCUACACCACUAAUAGUGCAUUCACCUCGCCACUGAAGUCGGGCAUCAGUGCAAGCAGCCUGAAGACCGCCGGGGAUGGUGACUCUUCUUCUCUGCAUGCCUCAUCCAGCACUGAUCGCCCGUGCAAUACUGAUUUGCUGAAGCCUCUUCAGCAAGACUCUACGCCUGCAGAUGUUGUGACGUCGCUCGGUGAGCUCCUGCGACUGCAGCUGCACAAUAGUGAAGUUGUGCGCUCUGUGCGACAGGGCAUCCACAACUACCGCUCCGCGUUCCUUGCACGGGAAGUAGUUGAUUGGCUCGUUGAUGGUCAGCAUGCCAUGACUCGUAGCGAGGCGAGCACCAUGAUGACAGCAUUGGUCAAACACGACGUCAUCCACCACGUUCAUGAUAAGCAUGACUUCUCUGACGACAACACUGUGUUCCGCUUCAGGCAAGAUGAGCUCUCCCAGCAGCAGGACAGGCCAGUGUCUGCAGCCUCAACGGCAAAGCCUGUUGACACGGCCGCUUGUGACUUGUACCAGCGUCUCUGCCUCCAUUCUACCGUCAUGCUGAAGUCACGUAUUAACCUCGGCCGCAGCUACCCAAGCUGUGUUACUGGCACCGAGCUUGUCAAUUAUCUGACUCGCUUCCACGAGGAUUUUGUCAACCAGCGACCAGAAGCUGUGGUGUACUGCCGCGACCUUCAUCAAUCUGGCGUUAUUGCCCAUGUUCAAGGAGGCCAAGCAUUCAAGGACUCCAGCACUCUCUAUUUCUUCGCCGAAGAUCCUGAGUGGGUUGAUGGGCCAGUGAAGGCUAACUUUGGCACCAUUAAACGGCGGACAGUGAGUUACAACGAGCAGUCUGCCCUGAAAGGUCACCGCGCCCUCAAGCAGACAUUCUCGACUGAUGCAGCCGGCGCCACGACAAGCAGUAUACCAAUCCAGUUCAGAAGUACACUGGUGACAGGAGGUGGUCUUGAUCAGCCGCCUCCUCUUCCUCCUACCAACUCCGCUGUGCUUCCUUCUAUCGAUAUACUCAGCACUUUCUCUGGUGACAGCUACUGUGACAGCAUAUACGAAAGUGUCUCAUUCCGUUCUAAAACUGUUCUAUCAGCGGAGUCAUUAACAUCAGAGACCUCCAAAGGUGCUCUCCCGAGUCCGAGUAUGUAUGCAAAGCCAACACAUCUGCAGAACACGUCCGAUAAUGACCUGAGUUGCGAAGAUCCCGAGGAAACAUCAAGCCUUUACGAACACCUUCCCUCUCCUAGACGUGAAGGUAUUACGGCACCAGAGUUUGUGGAUGAGCGUGAAGACCAUACCGACUUGGACUUCAAUCACGCCGGCUAUUUGCGGCCAAGUGAGAUGUUGGAACUGUACCAGAAGGCAUCUGCUGCUGAAUCUGCUGCUGAAUCUGGUGAAUAUGGAACAUAUCAGCAAGCAUCCGAGAUACAAGGCCUGGAAAUUGAAGAACCACUGUAUGACAGCGUCAAGACCAAGUAAGGUGUUGUCUUGCCAAUUAUGGCGGUCAGAACACAAACACAUGAUCUUUGCUCAAUAUUUGCUUCCACCUUUUUCCACUCUCUCUCUCUCUCCCUCUUUGUCCUCCACCUCACUAGCUACAUGCUGACAGAUCACUUUAUUCUCUCAUUUUUACAAUACAUGUCAUGUACUUGUUGAAGUACUUAGAUUCCAUUUGGCACUGACUUCGAAUGAUAGUUCUUAGAAUUGUGCUGUUGCAGUAACGCAACAAGAAUGGCUAAUGAGAGUAUCAGAUUUCUGCAUAACUGAUAUGGAACUAUAUCUCUUUGUUGACAGUUUUGUGUUUUGUUGUGCUGGCAUGCAUACACACAAGCACACACACAUACCCACACACAGCAUGCAUGACUGUGAAUGCAAGGUAGCUCGCAUUGAAAUUAAACCUGCUUGAAUUCACCUCUACCUUUCCCGCGUAUUAGAUUUAUCUGCGUACAAUACUUGUACCGGUACUUGUUACCGGUAUGCAUUUCAUUUUACCCCUUUUGUUAGUUUGUUGUCUUGAGUUAGUUCCUGUAGGCUGUUCCUGUAGGCUGUGGACAUGUCUUUCAUUGACUCGAAUAUCAACUUCUCCCUUGUUCUAUCCUCGAGUAUGAGCCAGCGAUGUUAUCCCAUUAUUUUCACAACGACUUACUCAUUAUACUAGGAGCGGUACUACUUCAACAUGCAACAAGUAACUUGUGUGCCUACUUA